Messenger RNA from Fusarium odoratissimum NRRL 54006, 183 nucleotides. RefSeq lists its product as uncharacterized. NCBI's taxonomy places the organism in Eukaryota, Fungi, Ascomycota, Sordariomycetes, Hypocreales, Nectriaceae. The coding region runs from base 1 to 183 and encodes 60 amino acids. The transcript is spliced from 3 exons. The record is from RefSeq and is a predicted model, not a curated record.
AUGAUGAGGAGAACAUCGUCUAUCCGACUGGACCCAAACUCUGGUCGACCAUGGCUUCAAUGGCAAUCGCAUGCUUUCUCAGUGGACUUGACCUCACCAUUGUCGCUGUCGCCGUUCCAAGCAUCACAGACGAAUUCCAGACGAUUGCAGAUAUCGGUUGGUACUCAGCUGCAUACGGCAUGA